GUAGGUGACGGUCCGAGACAUUGCCACCAAGCUGGGAACCAGGGAUAUGGCUGGGACUGACCCCAAGACCAUGCAGAAUCUGGCCUCAGUGAUGCAGACCUUCCUGCAGCAAAUGCAAGAUAAAUUUCAGACCAUGUCUGACCAGAUCAUUGGAAGAAUUGAUGUUAUGAGCUGUCGCAUUGAUGAUCUGGAGAAAAACAUCACAGACCUCAUGACACAGAUUGGAAAGGAAGAACUGGAAGGUGAAAGCAAGAUACCUGCCUCACAAAAGAGUUGAGGGUUGCUAAUUUACACUGAAAUCUGGAACACCUUUUUUCUAAGCCAAGAGAAGAUUGAAUGGCUUUUUGCAACUAACUACCAUGUGUAGACAGGUUUUAUAUUAUAAAAUGUGUGUUCUUAUCACAUACUAUAUGGUUAGUUUUUAGAGUGAUUUACCCCCUAGUUGCUUGAACAUGGUAUCUUCAUAUCUUGGACCUUGGUCAGUUGUGCUAUUAAUUAUUAAACACUAAAACUUUGGCAGUUCC
Nycticebus coucang (slow loris) is the source of this 524-nucleotide messenger RNA. RefSeq names its product heat shock factor-binding protein 1-like. The transcript has a single exon. The record is from RefSeq and is a predicted model, not a curated record. The coding region runs from base 47 to 277 and encodes 76 amino acids. Gene Ontology annotation, biological process: cellular heat acclimation. Gene Ontology annotation, molecular function: transcription corepressor activity. Gene Ontology annotation, cellular component: nucleus; cytosol. Lineage: Eukaryota; Metazoa; Chordata; Mammalia; Primates; Lorisidae.